This is a messenger RNA of Oldenlandia corymbosa var. corymbosa, 2370 nucleotides long. NCBI's taxonomy places the organism in Eukaryota, Viridiplantae, Streptophyta, Magnoliopsida, Gentianales, Rubiaceae. The record is from the annotation of a GenBank genome assembly.
AAUUUUUUUUUCACAAAAAGUACUUUUGAAAAAGAACUAACCGAAAUGGCUUUUUAAUAUUUUUAACUACUAAAAAGGGUUUUGAAAAAUUCUUGUCCAAAUGAUUUUUAUUCAAAAAAUUCUCUUUCAACUUUUACUUCAAACAGAUAUUUCAAAAUAGUUUCUCAAAAAUCUUGAGCCCAAAUAUUCUUUUCUAAAAUCCUAUAAGUUAAGAAUACAUUAUUAAGGAAUUCGUAAACUAAUUCAUGCUUUAAGGAAAAAAUACAUACAUCCACACAAACAAGACUAUUAAUAUAUUAUUAAUUUUUUUUUUUUUUGGACAAAGAUGGUAUAUAUCUAUUCCUUUUGCUAUUGCUUCUAAGUUUCCAAUUGUAGAGUAAUUUGUUAAAUGCCAUUUCAACUUAGAAUAAGUAAGAAAUUACUAUUGAUCCCCUUUUUAGACAUCUAGAGCGGGAUCAAAACUGCUUGUGGGGGUACUGCUUAACUAGCUUAUCAUGUUAGCUGAUACUUGGCAGAUCUAUUAUGCAAGUUAAAAAUAAGGCGCUAGGUUAUUCACAUGGUUACUCUAGUUUCCAAUGAAGGCGUCUCUGACUCUUACAUCAAAUCGUCAAAAUAGUUGAGAAAUCAUCCCAACUAUCACCAUUUUGUUGUCAAAUUGGUGAUUUAGGAUAUGUUUAAAAGAAUUGUACCUCUUCAACUCAACUGUUCACAUUUUCCUUAGGCCUUUGUUUCGCUUCUUCGAUUUCAAAAAAUAAAAAAAAAAAAAAAUCCAAUUUAUUAAACUAAAAUAAUAUAACAAACUGAAUAUCUUUUUGGAGGUAGUACAUUACUAACAAACAAUUAAAAACACAUUUCAAACGCAUCCCAAAUCAUGAUCAAUUGUGGAUACUCGACUAUAUAAUUAAUAGGAACCAUUCUAUGUAUGGAUAUGUCAUAACAAUUUGAGUGAUCAUGGAGGGAUUAUCUGAGAGAGCCAAGAGUUGUUUAGUAGGUAUUUGUUUGCGAAAACACGGGGAUUGUCUAUUAUUAUAAACUCAAAACAAAGGUAAAAACUUUUGUUGCUAUGUUUUGAUCUCAUUCACGCAAGUAAAACACAACGGUGGUUGAACAUUUACAUCCACUUGAUGAGAUAAAUUAGUAUCUUAGACUUUUAUCUUUUUCAUUAUAUCCAAAAAAAUAAAAAUAAAAAUUAGAACCAUUCAAAACAACAUAUACGAUAGAUAUAACCUCUAAAUACUACUCCCUAUAUUCUAGAAUAAUGAUUUGGUCUAUAUUCUUAAUUAUGUACAAAUAUACUUAAAAUGAAAACUUACAUUGAACAAAUGGAAAGAGUGUCGCCGCGACUAUGGAAACCGUUGAUGUCUCCGACUCCGACUCCUCGCCUGAGAAGUCGGACUCGAAUGACAAGAAUUACAAGGCAAAAAUCCCCAAGCAGGAAGAAAACAUCAGGGAGACUUCAAAGCAUGGCUAUGAUUUGAGGGAUCGGGUUCAGGUUUCUCCCCCACGCCUCCCCCCCUACCGGCUUCACUACCAAUUUGGGCGUCCCAAAGGUCUCGUUCCCGCCGGGCGGCUGCUGUUAAGAGGCCACGAGAGCCUUCGCCGUAGCCGAAUCUUUUCCGAACGGCAAAAGAGUUUCUCAAGAACGCGGAGGGCCAAAGGGUUGGGAUGGAACUUAAUAUUGAAAUAACCUAUCCGAAUAGGAAAAUUGGCUCUAUUUUUGGGAAUCUGGCACGUUUUUUCAACGGAAAAAAUUAUCUGUACGACAGCACAAAUGCCAAUUAUCUUAAAGCAGAGAUGGCAAAAUCUCCGGUGGGGAACUGGUCGUGGUUCGAGGAUUUGGUUGGAGGCUCUAACAUCGAAGGAAUCAAAUGUGGAAGAUUGUCUUAAAUUUCUCUCUAAUUUGAAGAAAUAUCAACCAAUGCUUGAAAGUAUUUGCAAACAGGCCAGAGCGAGUGACAGGGGAGCUGAGAAAGAGGCUGGAGUUGCUUCUGGUGCAGCAGAGAGUGAUAGGAGAUCUGAGACACUGCCAGAUAAUCAUCGAUCGCAAUAGCUGAGCUCGCUGACGACAUUACUCAAGUGUGUAACUCAGUAACUGUUUCUUCUCUAUUUAAUGUCAACAUUGUGGACACUGGUUGUGAUUAUAAUAUCAUUUUAAGUGGAGAUAUGGGUGUCCACGUGUACAAGCAAGUUGUGGAGAUGGUGUAGUCAGUGUUUAGUGCUAAUAAUUGUAGGGUCGAAUGGAUAUAUAAUAAUAUGGUGUGGCUCUCACUCCUGAGUGAAUUUUGGUAUUGACAGACGUAGUGGAUCGACUACCUAUUAUCCUAUUAGUAUUUUGCUAUUAGUAUGGUUGCGUUUAUGGCUUUAAACAAC